Schistosoma spindalis is the source of this 2614-nucleotide messenger RNA. Lineage: Eukaryota; Metazoa; Platyhelminthes; Trematoda; Strigeidida; Schistosomatidae. The record is from the annotation of a GenBank genome assembly.
AACUGUGGCCUUGGUCUCGGCCAGAUUGUACAGUAUCGAGUCAGUAGCCGUUCGGUUGUCUUAAAUAGUGACUCAAAUACGAGCUUACUUACAAGGAGCCUAUAGUCUCUUUUACUCCAAAUUUCCAAAGUGUAUUCAAAUAAUCUUUGAAUUCCUGUACUUGCUUGUGCAGAGUACUAAUCUAAUGUAUAAUGUUAUCUUCUAACCUGAUCACGUGCUCAAGAGGUACUUUCUUUAUACCUGUUCGGUUUUACUUGAUGAGAAAGAGUUAUGUGCCACCGGUACUUGAGCCGGGUGUCUAUCCACAUCCGAAACGUCAAGUACCUGAAUGUGGUCGGAAAACAUUCAAAGAAAGAAUCAAAGAAUUAGCUGUGAAACCAAACGAUUUUUCAUCGUUGGAACCCCUUGACAUUGGAUUACCGUAUGUUUCCCCUAAAGAAUCAACAGCAUUUUUGAAGAGACUGGAUCUGGAACCUCAAGCCCGUAAAAGAACACUACGAGUCCCGCUUGACGUAAUUCACUCACCGAGUGAAGAUACUGAAGCCCCAGUUCGUCGUCUAAAUAUUGCACAACAUUAUGGCAUCUUCAAUUCACUUUUUGGACCGCCUCAUAUCUUCGUUCCUGUUGUUAAUUUCGGAGUUGAGUAUUUAAAACCAGAUGAUGAGCCUGGUACUUCGGACGAAGGUAAAUGUGAUGAUGACAAGUCAACUACAUAUGUACAACCUGUGUUUAGUGGAAAUCUAAUAUCUGCCAAUGUAGCUAUGAAUCCUCCAUUCAUUAACUUGUCUACAGCACCAAAUAAUUUCUACUGGACUUUGUUGAUGACAUGUCCGGACGAACCCUUUGGCAGUGAUGGUUGUGAACCAUCUAAUGAAUAUAUUCACUGGAUGAUGACAAACCUACAGUCCGUACCAGAAGGUGUUGGUGUUAUUGGGGAUGAGAUUAUUCCAUAUAUGCCGCCUAUACCGUACCAAGGAACUGGUUAUCAUCGGUAUAUAUUUGUUCUUUAUCGACAAGACCGUGGGAAAAUUGACUUAAAUCAGUGGAGAAAAGGAAAUCCCAGUGGAUGUGAUGUUCAGUCUGAACGCGGCUUCAGCACUCUAGAAUUUUAUCGAAGUUUAGAAGAUGAAAUAACUCCUGCUGGUUUAGCAUUUUUUCAGUCAGUUUGGGAUGAAAGUGUGCGAUCCUAUUUUCGCCAUAAACUUGGUAAGCUGAAUUGUCCCUUUGUCUUUAUUUAUAUCGAGUGUAUUCUUUGCUUAUUUAGCCGUUCAGCCGACAAAUCUUAGAUAGAAUGAUACAUCGUGCAUUUUACUGUUAGUCACACUCCGUAUGUCGGAGUGUGGUAUGUGCUACUGAUGUCGAUAGAUAUAAGUAGUAUGUAUCAUCAAUCAAAAGUGCAGAAGGUUAAGAAAACCGAAGAAAAGAGAACGAGAAUAGAGAAUGAUUGAUGUGGAAACGAAGGAACAAUAAAGUCUGAGACGAUUGACUGAUAUUUUGCAAAUGAAGUAUUUACUGUAUGGUUCUCAGAUUUUACUUAAGACGUUCUGUAAUUUUGUGUUCAAAUACAUUCGACUGUCCUCACUUGUGUUCUCGUUCACUACGGUAGAACUUGUUAUACAAUAGCCAAUGUCUAGGCAAUCCUCUCAUGACUGGGUACUUGAACUGUAGUUCAAAUGUGUAGUCUAGCUGCUUGGAUUUGGGUGACUAAAUCAGCAAUCUGUAGGUCCAGCAUUGUGUAAACAAAAGAUACCCAUUAUCCUAACUAUUAUGUUUUUAUAUUCAAGGGUUAGUGAGAUACAUUUAUACUUUAGAACAAAAGCUGAUUGUCGGUUUUUUAACCUUCCACUCCCGAUGCGAUCAGGAAUGUAACAUUUUGUCUGUAAUAGUCAGGUAAAUACUAUAAAGCAGGUGUUAAGUCUGCACAUUUGAGACAUGGAAUAUUAUGUUUCAGCCGUUUGGAUGAUAUAUACUAUACUAUGUUAUAUCGGUGCUUUAGAUCUGAAAUCAUAUCGACCCAUACGUAGUUAUCCAAAAUUUCAGUUUUCACCUUCAUAUUUAUUUCCAUAGGGAUCAAACUACUUAACCAGUUUCAGUAACACAACUUAGUUUUCUAAAUUUUUAAGCUUUUCACUUCCAACUUGCAGACUCACCAGAACCAGUCUUUGAAAUUCAGUUCCCAGAUGCCCGUUUGCCACCUCAACAGAAAUUUCCAGUCGCUGAUACAUGGACUAAACCUCGUCGUCACCCUCAUGGUAUUCCUCUGAUAAGAGAAAGAUAUGGUGUGCACAGUGAUGUAUCUUUUGAUGUUUACUUGGAUCGUUAUCGAGAUCGUAAAGAAUUAUACGAGGAGAUAGUCCACGAACGAUUAUUGAAUGAAGGUAAUCCUCUUGAUCCAGAAGAGCCUCGUCGUAAAAUAUAUGAAUAUCCAGCUGCUGUUCCGAUUCCCCCGAAAAUGCCCAGUUGGUGGGUCAAACAGGAAAUGCAGCGUCGCCUACGUCGUGGUAGGUGGAGAGAAUUGAAUGGACAUGACGGUUAAUUAUCAGUUAAUCGUAAAUAACUAGUUUCACUUUAAGCCCUUGUACAGCUAUAAAUACAAUAAAUAUGUUUUUUAAUC